AUGCCGUCGAUCCGCAGCCUCCUCUAUUUCACGCUCUCUUUCCCCCUUCUUGCCCUGGCUGGCAACUACACCCUGUCCGACAACUACCAGGGCAACGACUUCAUCACCCAGUUCGACUUCUUCUCGGGCGAAGAUCCUACGCACGGCUUCGUCAACUACGUCAACCAAACCGUCGCGAAGCAAACCGACCUCGUACAGGUCUCUGGGACAAAUUUCACUAUGCGCGCGGACGAUCAAGCCGUUGUUCCGGAGGGCGCUCGCGGCCGCGACUCUGUGCGCAUCUCAUCGCAGAAGGCGUACAACACCCACGUUGCGGUCUUCAACGUGGCGCACAUGCCGACCGGCUGCGGAACAUGGCCCGCGAUCUGGGAAGUUGAGGGUCAAAACUGGCCUCUCGGCGGUGAGGUCGACAUCGUCGAGGGUGUCAACCUCGCGACGCAGAACACCGUCUCUUUGCACACUGGCCCCAAUUGCUCUGUCCCGUCCGUUCGCACCGCGAUGACUGGCAACCCGCUGAACAACGACUGCAACUCGUCCGGAACCUCCAACGCGGGCUGCAACGUCGAGUUAACCCCUGCGGACAACUAUGGCCCGACCUUCAAUUCCAACGGCGGUGGCUUCUACGCAAUGGAGCGCACUGACACGAUGAUCUCCGUUUGGUUCUGGUCGCGAGACUCCGACGAGAUCCCGAACGAUGUUUUCAACGGUCUCGACACGGUUGACCCUACCACCUGGGGCACGCCCGCUGCACUCUUCCCGAACAACCAGUGCAACAUCGAAGAGUCUUUCGGCGCACACAACAUCGUGAUCAACCUGACGUUCUGCGGUGACCUCGCAGGCUCGCAGUAUGGACAAUCUGGUUGCCCCUCUACUUGCAAUGACUUCGUGAAGAACAACCCGGAGGCGUUCAGCGAUGCCAUGUUCCAGAUCAUGUGGGCCAAGGUGUACGAGUGA
Messenger RNA from Peniophora sp. CBMAI 1063, 954 nucleotides. The record is from the annotation of a GenBank genome assembly. NCBI's taxonomy places the organism in Eukaryota, Fungi, Basidiomycota, Agaricomycetes, Russulales, Peniophoraceae.